AUGCAACAGAACAAUGUUUGGAGAAAGAUUGAUUAUGAUAUUCGAGAAAAGCCUAUUCUUUAGUUCAAAUUUCAAAAAGUAGGCAGGAAAUCUAAUGAUCUUUAUAUUGGAUGUUUUAAUGAAUAUCUGAUAAAAUAUAAAGUAAAACAUUUAAAAGGAUUCUAGGAUCCCUUCUAUACUAUCCCUUAUAAACUAUUUGAUUUAGAAUUCACCAGCAAAUUUGAAGUGAUAAGAACUCCUUCAAAAUUAAAACAAGAGAAACAUCAUACUAAAGUUAGAGGUGAAGAGAUCUUGGAAUUAGGGGAAAUUGUGGCUAUUCGUUUAAUUGUAGAAAAUAUUGAUAAACCCUAUGAAAUUUAGGGGAAAACUGAAUAAAUGCAUCAAUUAAGAAGCUUUUUAGGUAACAAAAUCAAUUAAAUUGGAUUUCACAAUUUAUUUCGUGUUUAUAAAAAAAUUGGGAGAGGAAAUUUUGCAUCUGUUUAUUUGGCUGAAAGAAUUGAAGAUAAUUUAAGAAUGGCAGUGAAGGCAUUUUCAAAAUAAAUUGUUUAUAAUGAAGAGAAAGGACGAGUAAAUUUACUGUUCUUCAUUUUAGGAAGGAUUAAUAAAUGAAAUAUAAAUCAUGAGAGAAUUAGAUCAUCCUAAUUUAAUGAGAUUGUACGAAGUAUAUGAAACCAAGAAUUCCAUCUAUAUGGGUCUUGAAUUAUUAGAAGGAGAUCAAUUAUUUGAAUAUUUAAAGAAAAAAAUAUAAUUUACAGAAAAAUAAGUACAAAGUAUUAUGGUUGGUUUAUUAAUGGGACUUAAACAUAUGCAUUAAAAAGGGAUUAUGCAUAGAGAUUUAAAAUUAGAGAAUAUUCUAUUUAAAUAAUAAGGGUAUUUAUUAUUAAGAUAGAUAUAGUAACUUUGAUUCUGUUGUUAUUGCUGACUUUGGAUUAGCAACUCAUGUUAAUAAGAAACCUUAUUUAUAUUAAAAAUGUGGUACUCCUGGAUUUGUUGCUCCAGAAAUCAUCAAUUUAAAAAAUAUGUAUUAACCUUAUGAUUCAGUCUGUGAUGUUUAUUCAAUGGGAGUUGUCUUUUAUAUUUUGUAUUAUUAUUUUUUCAUAUUAAUAGAUUAACUGGAAGACCUGCCUUUACUGGUAAGACUUAUAAUACUAUUGUUAAAUAAAAUAAGGAGGCGAAUGUUAAUUUUGAUUCUCCUCAUUUCCAAAACAGUCCUAAAGAAGUUCAAGGUCUCAUUUUUUAAAUGCUUUAAAAAGAUCCUUUAUUAAGAAUAAAGAGCAGUGAAGCAUUGUAGCAUCCCUAUUUGUAAAGUGCUUUAUUGAUUGAUGAUGAUGAAGCACAUAUUUCUACAGAUGAUGAUCCAAAUCUAAUGGAGAGAAUUAAAAUUCUAAAUAAAUAGUUAAUAUAUCAUCUUUAUAAUGAUUUAGAACAGAAAAGGUUGACUUUACUAGAAUCAAAAGAUAAAAUAGUUAGAAUAUUAAAGAAUUAAGACUAUAAGCCACUUAAGAAUUAAAGUAAAACUAAUCGUCGGAUGAAGAUCUUAAAAUAAUCAUGAGAACACCUGUAAUCACUGGUAGAAUCAAUUCUAUUGAAAGUAUUUUUAUUUUAAAUAUUUAGAUUCGCCUAUGUUGAAAUGUAUUUCACCCUUUUAAAGUACUGGUUAUGAUGAAAUAGCCCAUGAUUAAAUUAUUUUGUAAAGAUAUUCUGGGAAAACACUUAAUAUAUGA
Molecule: messenger RNA, 1724 nt
Organism: Paramecium pentaurelia
Lineage: Eukaryota; Ciliophora; Oligohymenophorea; Peniculida; Parameciidae
Source: the annotation of a GenBank genome assembly